AUGGCUGGUAUGCUAAAACCAAAUGAUGGAGGAAAACGUUCUCUAUGUGUCAUGAGGAACAUCCCAUACCUCCAACAAGGCCAGUUUCAAAAAGAUGACAUCAAGUUUGCCUGUCAUUUCAUUGAUAUGGACAGGACAGUUGAACCUCCUGUUAUUAAUACAGAAGUCAAAAACUUGAUAGGAAAACUCCAAGAUGACACUUUGAAAAAGUGUGGUAACAUACUCAAAUAUGAUGGCAUCAAAUGGGUACAAGAUGGAGGAGUGACUGAACAUACACAUCAAGAGUACAUCAAAGCAAUGGGAAAACAAGUUGGGAAGAGCCUACAAGGAGCAAUCAAGAGAGCUAUAGAGACCACACCAGAUAUGGAUUCUGUAACACAGGAAUGUGCCUCUCACCUUAAGUUCUGUUACUCUAGAGCCAAUAGCUUCUUUGGACGAGUUGAUCUGAUUGAUGAAGGAUUGAAAUACUUUAAAGUUAAUGGAGAAGUCACAAGAGUGCCACUUGUAGUACAUGGGACUAGUGGAGCAGGAAAGACAUCCCUUAUGGCUGCCUUGGCAUACAGAGGUAUCAAGCAAGUACAGGACUCAACGAAUCCAGUUCUAGUAGUGAGGUUUUGUGGAACAACUCCCCUCUCAUCAAGUGGACGUGUUCUCCUCAAGAGCAUAUGUGAUCAGAUAAAAGAGGCAUUUGAUGAUGGUCAGCCUUCUCCUCCAAUAAGCUAUGCUUAUGCUGAUUUGAUUGUGGAAUUCAAGCGUCAGAUUGGGCGUGCUACUACUGAAAGGCCAAUUGUGAUAUUGAUAGACUCUCUUGAUCAGCUGAAUGAUGAUGAUUUUGCGAGGACUGAGCCUGUGUGGAUUCCUAAUCAACUUCCUCCUCAUGUUUACCUGGCUAUAUCAACACUUCCUAAUAUUGGAGGAAGUUACAAAUAUCUCAAGACUACUGAUAUUCCCGAGGUGGAAGUGGUACCCAUCAACAUAGAUGAUGCAAAGAAUAUCCUGUCUGCAUGGCUUGAGAUCAGCGAACGGACAUUAACCAAGUCUCAGUUAAACACUGUCCUAAGUGUAGCAACUGAUGGCACCAAAGAGCAGCCAACAGCACUCAGAUUGAGACUCCUUUGCGAUGCUGUAGUAAGAGUUGAGUCUUACUCUGAAUUACCAGAACUUCCAAAUACAGUAACUGGACUAAUAAAUGCCUUCUUUGAAAGGCUUGAAGUCUAUCAUGGGAAGGUUCUUGUUCAAACCUGUUUUGGACUUUUGUCAACUGCCAGAUUUGGUCUGAGUGAAUCAGAGCUCAUAGAUCUCCUCUCAUGUGAUGAUAAUGUUAUGGAUGCUGUCCUUCAAUACCACAAACCACCAGAGAAACGUUUACCAUAUGUAGUCUUUGCUCGCCUGAUGAAUGAUAUCAAAGAUUAUGUCAGUAUACGUGGUGGUUUGGGAAAGAAUGCAAUGACAUGGUAUCAUAGACAAUUCAAAGAGGCUUCCGAGAGGAAAUACAGGAACAAGAACCUGAUUAAUCUGUCAAAUCAUUUAUCAAAGUACUUUGACAACACAUUCAGCAAGGAGUUUCGAGAUCGUGGUAUUGCUCCACAGCCAUUGUAUUGGAAGUCAAACGAUGGAGAAUCUGAGGGACGAAUAAAUCUGAGUGCUGUCGCAGAACUUCCUACAGCUCUCAUGGCGGGGCAACGUAGAAAACGUUGUGUAGAAGUGCUAGCUGAUCCAGUCUUUCUAUCAGCCAAGUGUUAUGCAGGUUUUGGCCGUGAUCUUGUGGGUGACCUGUUUGACCUGAAAGACACUCUUUCUAACUUUGUCAUGAUGAUUCCCAAUGAUGAAGAUAGGGCUAUGGAUUCUAAAGAUGAUACAAUAAAUGACCUGGCAGAAUUCAUUCGAAGUGAGAUAAACAUUCUUGAAAGGAACACUGAGCUUUUUGUCCAACAAGGAAUGGAUCAAAUAAAAUCAACCAUUGCCAAAAGUCUAAUCGAAGAAUACCAAACAAAAGAUGGUGGUCUCCUACCGUGGGUACCUAAUAGCAAUAAGAGGCCUUUGGUGGAACACAUAAACAAGUAUCAAGGUGCACACCCCUGUGUCAUGACACUUGAUGGUCACACUGCUCCUGUCACUGUUGUUAGUCUUCAGAUGAUUAAAGGGCAAGCCAUUAUAUCAGCAUCAGAGGAUGGUUCUGUUAGACUUUGGGACAGAACAACCGGAAGACAGAUUGGGAAAAUGACAACAAAGAAUUCAGAUCUGAUUUUUAGUCCCGAUCACGACAAAUGUUUUUCACAGAUCGGGAUAUGAUGAAUCGAAGUUACACUGUCACGUAAUUUUAUAGGGCUCGCGGGAUAUUCACGAAGUCAAACACCUUUAUCCCGUAUGAGCACUUUGUAGCACUGAGCUACGGGACAGUCAGGUUUUCAAACCCACUGUCCCGUACCAGCGCUUGGUAAAAAAAUUUGCUGUGGGAUAAAGUGAUUUCAAAACUUGACUAAUGCUGAUCAAAGUAUAUGCUAUCAAGCCAUCACAUACAUGUAUCUCUAUGUAAUUACCAUACUAUAUUAACCCUUGCAAAAAAUUCCAUUUUUCAUCUUUGUACUGAAUUAUAUCAACAUCAGUCUUUUAUCUUUGAAAUGUUGCUAAAGUUUAUUGGGAGGGGUGGCAUGUACACACUUGAUUCAAAAUGCUAUUGUUUG
Molecule: messenger RNA, 2684 nt
Organism: Owenia fusiformis
Lineage: Eukaryota; Metazoa; Annelida; Polychaeta; Sabellida; Oweniidae
Source: the annotation of a GenBank genome assembly